Melanotaenia boesemani (Boeseman's rainbowfish) is the source of this 3960-nucleotide messenger RNA. It is a transcript of the gene grm2a, whose product is annotated as glutamate receptor, metabotropic 2a. Gene Ontology annotation, molecular function: group II metabotropic glutamate receptor activity. The record is from RefSeq and is a predicted model, not a curated record. NCBI's taxonomy places the organism in Eukaryota, Metazoa, Chordata, Actinopteri, Atheriniformes, Melanotaeniidae. Gene Ontology annotation, cellular component: membrane. Bases 906 to 3587 code for a protein of 893 amino acids. The transcript is spliced from 6 exons. Gene Ontology annotation, biological process: regulation of synaptic transmission, glutamatergic; G protein-coupled glutamate receptor signaling pathway.
UGAUAAUUGUAAUUUAGUAAACAUACAGCGAGCCAGACUCUCCUCGUGUCUGCUGCAGCGUGAAUUUUUGUUCAGUUUUGUGAGGGUUGAGGCGAGGUCAGUCUAUUUGAAAAUAUCUGCAAGUGACUCAAAAUUUUAAGUAGCUUUCUCGAGUAACAGGUUGAAUUCAAACUUUUUUUUUCUACCAGUGCUGGCUUUCUUCUGUGCUAAAUCUUGAUAGAUAUAAUAUAAACCUCAAAAGUCUCCUCUAAAUUAAUCUUUUUAUUUAGGAUAUCCUGAUUAUUUCUAUCGCACUUAAAGCCAGAGAAAGCGGACGCCCUUUUCUGAGCAGAAUAAAGAUGUGGGCGUCAGUUGCAUUUGUUUCGAGCGCAUUGAAGAAGUGUGACUUUUGAAGCGCUGUCGGCAGGAUCAGACCUCCAGGAAUCCGGCGGCUGCUGUGCGUCUGUGUGUGGCGGCGUUGUUGUUUUCCAGCACCACGGACAGCUCCUGGCGCGCGGCUCAGCUGCACGCGGUUCAAACUUGAGGCAGCAGCACUCGCCUUUUUUUCAUUCAUGCAGCUCUACUGUAGUCCUUUGUCACAGUUGUUUUGGGUCUAAAAUAGCAACACUGCUGCGAAGGAUAUGCGUUCGUUUCUCUAAGCCUGUUCACUGCACACUGGCGCGAAGAACUGAGCAGGCUGUAAUCUACAGACACUGAAGAAGAGAAGACUGAAGAGGAUGCAACGAUGCUGUAAAUGGCCUCUGUCAGAAUAACAACACUUGUGCUUUGAGAUCUGCUGGUGCUGCUGCACCUUACAGGUCUUUUUCUUCUUCUUCUUCUUCUUUUUUUGUUGUUGUUGUUGCCGCCGUCAUCAAAAGCUGAUCAGAAUCCACGGGCAGGACGGUGUCCUUGUUUUGCACAGGGAUAUGUCACUGGGGAAAUCCCCUGUGUUGGGGGUGCGCCCUGUGCCCCGACCCUUCUGGCUGUCCCACCUCUGCCUGCUGUGCGUGUGCUUGUCUCUUUUUGCCCAGGCUCCCCAGGGUUUACCCGUGGUGGGUUAUAACACUGACUCCAAGAAGGAGAUCACCCUGGAUGGUGAUUUGAUGAUUGGUGGCCUGUUUCCUGUACACCAGAAGGGUGAGGGGGCAGAGGACUGUGGCAAGAUCAAUGCACAAAGAGGGAUCCAGAGACUGGAGGCCAUGCUACUGGCUUUAGAUGAAAUUAACAAGGAUGAGCGCAUUCUUCCUGGAAUCAGACUGGGUGCCCAUAUACUGGACACCUGCUCUAAGGACACCUACGCUCUGGAGCAGUCUCUAGAAUUUGUCAGAGCCUCCCUCACCAAAGUGGAUGACAGCGAGUACACGUGCCCUGAUGGCUCCUACGCCAUUCCUGAUGAAGUCCCUCUGGCUAUCUCAGGGGUGAUAGGAGGCUCUUACAGUGAUGUUUCCAUUCAGGUGGCAAACCUGCUACGACUUUUCCAGAUCCCUCAGAUCAGCUACGCUUCCACCAGUGCCAAGCUAAGUGACAAGACCCGUUAUGACUAUUUUGCCCGGACCGUGCCCCCUGACUUCUACCAGGCUAAGGCUAUGGCAGAGAUUCUGCGUUACUUCAACUGGACAUAUGUAUCGACAGUGGCUUCAGAAGGUGACUAUGGUGAGACUGGCAUUGAUGCCUUCCAGCAGGAGGCUCGUGCCCGCCAGAUUUGCAUUGCCACCUCAGCCAAGGUGAGCCGUUCUAUGAGCCGCUGGAGCUACGAGAAUGUAAUCCGUUCCCUUCAGCAGAAGUCCAAUGCCAAAGUGGUCAUCCUAUUCACACGUAGUGAGGACGCCCGUGAGCUGCUGGUGGCAGCCAACCGCAUGAACGUUACCUUCACCUGGGUGGCCAGUGAUGGCUGGGGAGCACAGGAGAGUGUUGUGAGGGGAAGUGAGGCUGUGGCAGAUGGCGCAUUCACCAUUGAACUGGCUUCCUAUCAAAUCCCCCAAUUCAACGAAUACUUCACUAACCUGCACCCAUACAACAACACAAGGAAUCCUUGGUUUAAAGAAUUUUGGGAAAACCAGUUCCAGUGCAGCCUCCAUGACCUGGGCUGUGGAAAACACUCGCUCCAUGAUAUUCCAUUUCAACCAGAAUCUAAGAUCAUGUUCAUAGUGAAUGCUGUCUAUGCAAUGGCUGCUGCCUUACAUAACAUGAGGCAGGCUUUAUGCCCCAACUCCACCAAGAUGUGCGAAGCUCUGAAAACUGGCAAUGGCCGAAAAUUUUACAGGGACUACAUUCUCAAAGUCAAGUUUGACGCACCCUUUCGUCCCCCUGAUACAGAGAAUGUAGUCCGUUUUGAUGCCUUUGGAGACAGCGUUGGUCGCUACAAUAUUUUUCACUACCACAAAGAGGGUGGACGCUACGUCUACCAAAAUGUCGGCUACUGGGCACAGAGCCUGACCUUAAACACCAGCCUGAUCCCUUGGGGUGGCCAGGUUGUGCCUACCUCCCAGUGUAGUGACCCAUGUAGAAAGAACGAGGUGAAAAGUAUGCAGCCAGGAGAUGUGUGUUGCUGGAUCUGUAUUCCCUGCCAGCCCUAUCAGUACUUGCAGGAUGAGUUUACCUGUGCUGACUGUAGCUUUGGGCAGUGGCCACUGGCCAAUCUUACGGGGUGUUAUGACUUGCCUGAGGAGUACAUCCGCUGGGAAGAUGCCUGGGCCAUUGGGCCUGUCACUAUUUCCUGUCUAGGGAUGAUGAGCACACUCUUCGUCAUUGGCCUUUUCCUUAAACACAAUGAGACACCGGUGGUCAAGGCCAGUGGACGAGAGCUUUCUUACAUUCUUCUGCUGGGAGUGCUAAUGUGUUACAGCAUGACCUUCAUCUACAUUGCCAAACCUUCCACAGCAGUGUGUACACUACGGCGACUUGGUUUAGGCACCUCCUUUGCCGUAUGCUACUCAGCCCUUCUAACCAAGACCAAUCGAAUUGCUCGGAUCUUUAGUGGAGUGAAGGAUGGAGCCCAAAGGCCUCGAUUUAUCAGCCCAGCCUCUCAGGUGGCCAUUUGUGGUGCUCUGAUUUCCUGCCAGCUUGUAGUGGUGGUGGUCUGGCUGCUGGUGGAAGCGCCAGGUGUGAGAAAAGAAGUAAGCCCAGAGAAAAGAGACGUGGUCACCCUCAAGUGUAACAGCAAGGACUCCAGCAUGCUCAUGUCUCUCACUUACAACUGCAUACUCAUUAUCCUCUGCACAGUCUAUGCUUUCAAGACCCGCAAAUGCCCAGAGAACUUCAACGAGGCCAAGUUUAUUGGGUUUACGAUGUACACCACCUGCAUCAUCUGGCUAGCUUUCCAACCCAUAUUCUACGUUACUGCCAGUGACUACAGGGUGCAGACUACCACCAUGUGCAUCUCCGUCAGUCUGAGUGGGUCAGUAGUGCUGGGUUGCCUCUUUGCUCCAAAGAUUCACAUCAUCCUGUUCCAGCCACAGAAGAAUGUCAGCACCCUCAGAGUGGCCACCACCCGCUUCAGUGUCAAUACUGGCCCGGCUUCCAGUUUUUCUCAAGCAUCAGCCUCCAAUGUUGUUCCAACAGUGUGUAACGGACGAGAGGUGGUGGACUCAACAACAUCCUCCUUGUGAAGAUCAACUGGGUUCUUUUGCUAAGCCUUGUAAACAGUUAUAUAAUCACUAGUCCUGAAUCAGGUGUCUCAGAUAUCGAAGACAGGUCACACAGACGAUCGUCCUGACUUUGUUGUCCUCAAAGUGCUGUGAGUACAAUGUCCCAAUUAUUUUAUUUUGUUCUUUGACUCGUAGCAAUUUUAAAUGAGAUGCCAAUAAAAUAAAAUAUAGCCCUUGUUUUUUGAAGAUUCUACUUACAACAAUGGAGUUAAUUAUAGUAAAUCUGUUAAAUGUAUUAUAUAAAAAAUGUUUUUAAUGUAGAUUCUGGUGAACCAGUUUGUGCUUUCUUGUAAUUAUAUGUAAAUAAAAUGUGUUUUUAUUAAAUUAAAAUGAU